AUGGCAUUGUAAAUUGACUUUCUUCUCGACCACUUCAGAGUGGAUCUGUCAUUAUUGCAAAUGCGUAUUUUUCGGGAUUUUUACUAUUAAAUUACAAAAAAAAGAGAUAAUCCGAAGCAACGGUCGCUGUCCCGCUGCAAGUAGUAUUUAAGAGAUGUAUAAAUCGAAUCAGGAACCGGAUAUACCAGCGGCAUUGGGUUUGUUGUCUCAUCUGGAUAAUGAUGAGCUGAAAGAAUUAUUAAACAAUGACGGGAAGUUCGAAGAUAUCGUGAAAGAUAUAAAGCAGUUUAAGGAUCUCGAGACUGAGAAGGAGAUGUUAAUGGCAAGUAACAGAUCUUUAGCAGAGUUCAACUUGGCUAAGCAACCUGAAUUGGAAGAGGGCAAACAAGUCUUGAAGGACCUAAGUGAACAGGCCAAUCAAUUUUGCAUGAGUGUCAGGAAUAAACUGGACGAAUUGCGUGAUAAAUCUGGUACAAUGACCGUUGAUACUGCACUUGACUUGCUGCAAGCAGCAGCUGCUGAGAUCGAGGAAGAAUCAGAGGGAAUAGCAGAGAAAUUUCUAGCUGGUGAUAUUGAAGUAGACGAGUUCUUGGAUCAGUUUCUGUCGCGAAGAAAAUUAAUGCACUUACGUAAAGUGAAAGUGGAUAAAUUGCGAGAGCUGAUAAGGAAAGGACAUUCAAACAGCACUCCUGGCUACCCAAUUGCCUCAAAUUUUCCUGGACUAGCACCCUCGAUACCAUAUCCGACAGGACCAGUAUCUAUGCCAAUGCCACUACCAGGAUUACCAGUUUAUAGACCAUAUUAAUGUGGAAAAUUAUGUCACAUAUUUAUUUGUUUUUGUGAUAUACGUUUCCUUGGUUGUGGCACAAGGUCUUCGAUAAUGAGAAAUUCAACGAAAGAACAUCAGCGUUGGAAGUUAUAUGUGUAUAUGCCUCUUGCACAUCAAUUUUUUAUUAUUUUUUACGUUAGACGAUAUAUGUUGCAUAAUAUAUAUCAUGCAGCAUAAGAGCUAUAUGUUAUUACAGUUAUCUAAGUCUUUAUACACCAGUGGAUGGCAGACAACAUUUUGAGGCAUUGAUAUCUCUGAAAUAUUGUUUAUGCUCCAUUUGUAAAAUAUUUAAUUUAGAUAUGCCCAACACACAUACGCAAAUAACAUGUUAUUUACAUGCUAUUAAUAGCAACUUCUAUCAUAGUACGUAGCAAUUCUUUUAAGGAGUAUACAAAAUGAUAUUGUCAGUCAUUCUUCACAAUCUAUUUAAUGAUGUCCUUAUUUUACUAAUAGCGAUAAGUGUGAUAAAAAUAAAAUUUGUACAUUCAUUGAGGGACAUAUAUACAAAUUUAUACUAUUCAAAUAAAUUGGAUCAAUUAUC
Molecule: messenger RNA, 1370 nt
Organism: Solenopsis invicta (red fire ant)
Lineage: Eukaryota; Metazoa; Arthropoda; Insecta; Hymenoptera; Formicidae
Gene: Vps37B
Product: vacuolar protein sorting-associated protein 37B
Exons: 4
Coding region: 155-805 (216 amino acids)
Biological process (GO): protein targeting to vacuole; ubiquitin-dependent protein catabolic process via the multivesicular body sorting pathway; protein targeting to membrane
Cellular component (GO): ESCRT I complex
Source: RefSeq, a predicted model, not a curated record